UUCCGGGACGCGUUGGUCUGUACUUUGGUGGACGCUACGUAAUUCACCAACCGGUCUUUUCUCGUCAACCAUCAUCAGCAAUCCACCACGAGUCAUAACGCUCAUUGAGCAAUUUUGUAAAAAAUAUUGCAGUCAAUGCAAGACUUGUGCAGUUAUGAUAGAUACUGAAUAAAAAAUUUAUAAUUGAUGCAUCAUAUGAAUCAACUCAAAACCUUGUAAUUAUUAAUUUUACAAAGCGGAUCGUUGUGUUAUUUUAAAUAGGAGCUGCUGUUGAACAUCAAAAGCCGAGGCCGUGGUAUAUUAAUACAUGAACACGCGGAAGGUUAAAUAAUUGAUAAUCAUCAUGUAUCUUUACAAUUUAACACUUCAACGUGCCACAGGCAUAACCCACGCUGUUCAUGGAAAUUUUUCUGGCAGUAAAAUGCAAGAAAUUCUUGUAUCACGUGGUAAAUCAUUGGAGUUAUUGAGGCCUGAUCCAACAACUGGAAAAGUUCAUACAUUGCUGACUGUUGAAACAUUUGGCGUUAUUAGAUCGUUGAUGGCAUUUAGGUUAACUGGAGGCACCAAAGAUUACAUCGUCAUUGGUUCUGAUUCUGGAAGAAUUGUUAUUCUUGAAUAUAUACCAGCUAAAAAUGUAUUUGACAAAGUUCACCAGGAGACUUUUGGUAAAAGUGGCUGUCGAAGAAUUGUACCUGGUCAAUAUCUUGCCAUUGAUCCAAAAGGACGUGCAGUUAUGAUAGGAGCUAUUGAAAAACAAAAGCUAGUCUACAUUCUCAAUAGAGAUCCAGAAGCACGUCUUACAAUAUCAUCACCACUUGAGGCACACAAAAGUAAUACACUUGUUUAUCAUACUGUUGGUGUUGAUGUUGGAUUUGAAAAUCCAAUGUUUGCAUGUCUUGAAAUUGAUUAUGAAGAUGCUGAUAGUGAUCCAACUGGUGAUGCUGCAAUUAAAACACAACAAACAUUAACAUUGUAUGAGCUUGAUCUUGGUCUUAAUCAUGUUGUUAGAAAAUACAGUGAACCACUUGAAGAACAUGCAAAUUUUUUGGUAUCAGUACCUGGUGGUAAUGAUGGACCAAGUGGUGUAUUAAUUUGUUCAGAAAAUUAUUUAACAUAUAAAAAUUUGGGUGAUCAACAUGAUAUACGUUGUCCAAUUCCAAGAAGAAGAAAUGAUCUUGAUGAUCCAGAACGAGGAAUGAUAUUUGUUUGUUCAGCAACUCAUAAAACAAAAAGUAUGUUUUUUUUUCUUGCACAAACUGAACAAGGUGAUAUAUUUAAAAUAACACUUGAAACAGAUGAAGAUAUGGUUACUGAAAUUAAAUUAAAAUAUUUUGAUACUGUACCUGUUGCAACAAGUAUGUGUGUAUUAAAAACUGGAUUUUUAUUUAUUGCAUCUGAAUUUGGUAAUCAUUAUUUAUAUCAAAUUGCUCAUCUUGGUGAUGAUGAUGACGAGCCAGAAUUUAGUUCAGCAAUGCCAUUAGAAGAUGGUGAUACAUUCUUCUUCGCACCAAGACCUCUGAGAAAUCUUGUUCUUGUUGAUGAGAUGGAUAGUUUAUCACCAAUUUUAGCUUGUCAGGUUGCUGAUUUAGCAAAUGAAGAUACACCACAAUUAUACAUGGCAUGUGGAAGAGGACCAAGAUCAUCACUUCGUGUAUUACGUCAUGGUCUUGAAGUAUCAGAAAUGGCUGUUAGUGAACUUCCUGGUAAUCCAAAUGCCGUAUGGACUGUUAAAAGAAGAAUUGAUGGAAGAACAACAACAAAUGCAUCAUCAGCUGCUGAAGAAUUUGAUGCUUAUAUUAUUGUAUCAUUUGUUAAUGCAACACUUGUAUUGAGUAUUGGUGAAACUGUUGAAGAAGUUACUGAUUCUGGUUUUCUUGGUACAACACCAACUCUCAGUUGUUCUGCUCUUGGUGAAGAUGCUCUUGUACAGGUUUAUCCAGAUGGCAUCAGACAUAUUAGAGCUGAUAAACGUGUCAAUGAAUGGAAAGCACCAGGAAAAAAAACAAUUGUCAAAUGUGCUGUUAAUGAACGACAAGUUGUUAUUGCUUUAACUGGUGGUGAAUUGGUCUACUUUGAAAUGGAUGGGACUGGACAAUUGAAUGAAUACACUGAACGUAAAAAAAUGCCAUCAGAAGUAAUGUGUAUGGCUUUGGGAAAAGUACCACCUGGUGAACAAAGAUCAUGGUUUUUGGCUGUUGGUCUUCAAGAUAACACAGUUAGAAUAAUAUCAUUAGAUCCAAAUGAUUGUUUAGCACCAAGAAGUAUGCAAGCAUUACCAGCAGCUGCUGAAAGUCUUUGUAUUGUUGAAAUGGGUGCAUCAAAAGAAGUUGGUGGUUCUGAUGAUAAUCCAAUAAAACAACAUUCAAGUCUUUAUUUAAAUAUUGGUUUAACAAAUGGUGUAUUAUUGAGAACAGUUCUUGAUCCAAUAUCUGGUGAUUUAGCUGAUACAAGAACAAGAUAUCUUGGUUCACGACCAGUUAAAUUAUUUAGAAUUAAAAUGCAAGGUAAUCAAGCUGUUCUUGCAAUGAGUAGUAGAUCAUGGUUAAGUUAUUAUUAUCAAAAUCGUUUUCAUUUAACACCAUUAUCAUAUGAAAGUCUUGAAUAUGCAUCUGGUUUUAGUUCAGAACAAUGUCCAGAAGGUAUUGUUGCAAUAUCAACAAAUACAUUGAGAAUUUUAGCACUUGAAAAAUUAGGUGCUGUAUUUAAUCAAGUUAGUUUUCCACUUGAAUAUACACCACGUAAAUUUUCAAUUCAUCCAGAAUCAUCAAAUUUAAUUGUCAUUGAAACUGAACAUAAUGCAUAUACUGAAGAAACAAAACAACAAAGACGUUUACAAAUGGCUGAAGAAAUGCAAGAAGCUGCUGGAGCUGAAGAAGCUGCUGUUGCACGAGAAUUAGCUGAAGCAUUUUUAUCUGAAGAACCAAAUGAAGCUGUAUUUGGUGCACCAAGAGCUGGACCUGGUUUAUGGGCAUCAUUAAUUAGAAUUAUUGUUCCAACAACUGGUGAUACUCUAAAUACAUAUAGACUUGAACAAAAUUAUGCUGCAUUAAGUUUAGCACUUGUUAAAUUUGCCAAUCAAGGUGAUCAACUUUAUUUAAUUGUUGGUGUUGCAAAAGAAUAUCAAUUGAAUCCUCGUAUUAGCAAUGGAGGAUUUUUAUAUACAUACAAAGUUAAUGCUGAAGGUAAUCAAUUAGAAUUAUUACAUAAAACAUCAGUUGACGAGGUUCCACUUGCUAUAUGUUCAUAUCAAGGCAGAGUAUUAGUUGGUGUUGGUCGUAUGUUGAGAUUAUAUGAUAUGGGAAAGAAAAAGUUGUUACGUAAAUGUGAAAAUAAACAUAUACCAAAUACAGUUGUAUCAAUAAAUGCUGUUGGUCAUAGAAUAUAUGUUAGUGAUGUACAAGAAUCAGUAUAUGCUGUACGUUAUAAAAGACAAGAAAAUCAAUUAAUUGUAUUUGCUGAUGAUACACAUCCAAGAUGGAUAACAACAACUUGUGUAUUGGAUUAUGAUACAGUUGCAACUGCAGAUAAAUAUGGUAAUAUUGCUGUUGUUAGACUUGCACAUGCAAUUAAUGAUGAUGUUGAUGAAGAUCCAACUGGUAAUAAAGCAUUAUGGGAUCGUGGUUUAUUAAAUGGUGCAAGUCAAAAAGCUGAUACUGUUGCAUCAUUUCAUGUUGGUGAAACAGUUAUGUCAUUACAAAAAGCAACACUUAUACCUGGUGGUUCAGAAAGUUUAGUUUAUACAACAUUAAGUGGUACAGUUGGUGUACUUGUACCAUUUACAAGUCAUGAAGAUCAUGAUUUUUUUCAACAUCUUGAAAUGCAUAUGAGAUCUGAACAUCCACCACUUUGUGGUAGAGAUCAUUUGUCAUUUAGAUCGUACUAUUAUCCAGUUAAAAAUGUCAUUGAUGGUGAUUUAUGUGAACAAUUUAAUUCAAUUGAACCAGCUAAACAAAAGGGUAUAUCUGGUGAUUUAGAAAGAACACCAUCUGAAGUAUCUAAAAAACUUGAAGAUAUCAGAACACGAUAUGCAUUUUAAAUACAAUUUUUUUAUUUAUUUGAAAUUUGUAUAUUCAUGUGAUGAUUGAUGUGUGUAUAAGUGUAAAAGACUGAUUAUUUUUUUUUCUCUUCUCUUUCUAAAUUCACUUUGAACAUUUACUUUUUAGCUAUUGUAAAUAUUAACGAGUCAAUUAAUCAAAGUAUUAUUCUAUCUUUCAUGUUUUUUUUUUUUUAAUUGUGAAUUAUUGAUUAGCAAGUAAGAGGUGUACAUUAACAAAAAAAAGUAAUAAUUAUUCGGCGUGCAAAUUGAUACAUUUAAACAAAUAAAUAUUUAUUAUAAUUAUUUUCUAAUAAAUAAUGGAAUAUUAUUUAAAAUAUACAGUUUAUUGAUGAUUGUAGA
Aphidius gifuensis is the source of this 4396-nucleotide messenger RNA. RefSeq names its product splicing factor 3B subunit 3 (gene Sf3b3). Gene Ontology annotation, cellular component: nucleus; U2 snRNP. The transcript is spliced from 7 exons. The coding region runs from base 344 to 4036 and encodes 1230 amino acids. The record is from RefSeq and is a predicted model, not a curated record. Gene Ontology annotation, biological process: mRNA splicing, via spliceosome. Lineage: Eukaryota; Metazoa; Arthropoda; Insecta; Hymenoptera; Braconidae. Gene Ontology annotation, molecular function: protein binding; U2 snRNA binding.